AUGAACAACUCUACGAUGCUCACCAAAUUCGAAUCCAAGUCGUCCCGCGCAAAAGGCAUAGCAUUCCACCCCAAGCGACCAUGGAUCCUGGUAUCUCUGCACUCCUCCACGAUCCAGCUAUGGGACUACCGCAUGGGAACGCUCAUAGACCGCUUCGAAGAGCACGAUGGGCCUGUGAGAGGGAUUGACUUCCACAAGACACAGCCGCUGUUUGUUUCGGGAGGAGAUGACUACAAGAUCAAGGUGUGGUCGUAUCAGACGAGGAGAUGUCUGUUCACGCUUAACGGGCAUCUGGACUAUGUGCGGACGGUCUUCUUCCACCACGAGCUGCCAUGGAUCAUCUCCAGCUCCGACGACCAAACAAUCCGGAUAUGGAACUGGCAGAACAGGUCGCUGAUCUGCACAAUGACCGGGCACAACCACUACACAAUGUGCGCGCAAUUCCACCCCAAGGAGGAUCUGGUGGUUUCUGCUUCCCUCGACCAAUCUGUAAGAGUAUGGGAUAUCUCUGGCUUAAGGAAGAAGCAUUCUGCGCCCACAUCAAUGACCUUCGAAGACCAAAUUGCGCGUCAAGCACAGAAUCAGGCAGACAUGUUUGGGAACACGGAUGCGGUGGUGAAAUUUGUGCUCGAGGGGCACGACAGGGGCGUGAACUGGGUCUCAUUCCACCCCACGCUGCCUCUCAUCGUGUCUGCUGGUGACGAUCGUCUCGUCAAGCUCUGGCGGAUGAGUGAGACAAAGGCAUGGGAGGUUGACACCUGCCGAGGACACUUUCAGAACGCAUCCGCAGCGCUCUUCCACCCGCACCAAGACCUCAUCCUAUCCGUGGGAGAGGACAAGACAAUUCGGGUAUGGGACCUUAAUAAGCGCUCGUCUGUUCAGUCGUUCAAGAGGGAGAACGACCGGUUCUGGGUCAUUGCUGCACAUCCCGAGAUCAACCUCUUCGCCGCCGGCCACGACAACGGUGUGAUGGUGUUCAAGCUCGAACGCGAAAGGCCGGCCUCAGCUGUGCACCAGAACCAGCUGUUCUUCAUCACCAAGGAGAAGCAUGUCCGGUCAUACGACUUCACCAAGAACGUCGAGAGUCCAUCCAUGCUGUCCCUGAAGAAGCUUGGUGCUGCCUGGAUGCCGCCGCGGAGCAUGUCAUACAACCCAGCCGAGCGAUCCAUCCUCGUAACCUCUCCCUCGGACAACGGCAUCUACGAGCUGAUAAGUCUGCCCCGAGACGCCUCCGGAGCCGUCGAACCAUCAAAUGCGAUGCGCGGUCAAGGCAAUGCUGCCGUCUUUGUUGCUCGGAAUCGCUUUGCCGUCUUCAAUCAAUCAACCAACCAGAUCGACAUCAAGGACCUUUCGAACUCGACUACCAAGACGAUCAAACCACCACACGGCACAAGCGACAUGGUCUUCGGCGGCACCGGCUGUCUUCUGCUGAUAGCUCCUAGCAUGGUCUAUCUGUACGACAUCCAGCAGAAGAAGCAGCUGGCGGAGCUCGCAGUCACCGGAGUGAAGUACGUCGUGUGGUCUGCCGAUGGUCUGCAUGCGGCCUUGCUCAGCAAGCAUAACGUGACUGUUGUCGACAAGUCGCUCAAGCAGGUUAGCACCCUGCAUGAAACGAUUCGAAUCAAGAGCGCAUGUUGGGACGAUGCUGGGGUCUUGCUGUACUCGACGCUUAACCACAUCAAAUACUCACUCAUGAACGGCGACAACGGCAUUGUGCGCACUCUGGAGCAGACCGUCUAUCUUGUGAGAGUCAAGGGCAGGAGUGUGUACUGCCUCGACCGCGCCGCGAAGCCGAAGAUCCUCACUAUCGACCCGACUGAGUACCGGUUCAAGCUCGCGCUGGUCAAGCGCCAUUACGAUGAGAUGCUCAAUAUCAUCAAGACUUCAAGCUUGGUCGGCCAGAGCAUCAUCUCGUAUCUCCAGAAGAAAGGUUACCCAGAGAUCGCUCUCCAAUUCGUUCAAGAUCCUCAGACGCGCUUCGAGCUGGCUAUCGAGUGUGGCAACCUCGACGUUGCGGUGGAAAUGGCGAAACAGCUGGACCGACCGCAGCUGUGGCAGCGUCUGACCAACGAAGCACUGGCGCAUGGCAAUCACCAAGUUGUGGAGAUGACAUACCAGAAACUCCGAAGCUUCGACAAGCUCUCGUUCUUGUACCUCGCGACUGGCGACCAAGAAAAGCUGCAACGCAUGGCGAAGAUUGCGGAUCAUAGAGGCGACAUGGUCAGCCGCUAUCAGAACUCGCUGUACCUUGGCGACGUGCAGAAUCGCAUCGAGAUGUUUAAGGAGAUCGAUCAGUAUCCUCUGGCCUAUCUGACUGCAAAGGCCAAUGGACUCGACGACCAAUGUCAGGAGAUUCUGGAAGCUUGCGGCAUGAGUGAGGAUCAGGUCAGCCUGCCGACCGCCGGAGCGCCUGCAGCACCACCGAAACCCAUUGCACCGACCUUCAAGGCCAAUUGGCCCACAAGGGCUACUGGUGCGAGCUCUUUCGAGAAGGCCUUGCUUGCUGAGGGCGACGAGGCCGUUGCCCCUGAAACUAAUGGCUUUGCUGAAGAGGAUCUGCUUGCCGAGGAGCCUGAUCGAAAUGGCGACUUCGGAGAAGCAGAAGAUGACGAUGCUGCCGCCGGAUGGGACAUGGGUGACGACGUCGUCCCAGAGGCCGACGAAGACUUCGUCAACGUCGAGAGUGCGGAAACUGGCGCCGGGAGCAGCGAGGCAGAUCUAUGGACUCGCAACUCACCGCUCGCAGCAGAUCAUGCAGCAGGCGGUAGCUUCGACACUGCCAUGAAUCUGCUCAGUCGACAGAUCGGAGCUGUCAACUUCCAGCCGCUGGAAGAGCGGUUCAUGGAGAUCUACGCGGCGACACGUACCUUCCUGCCCGCCAACUCUGGCAUGCCACCACUCGUGAAUUACGUGCGGAGAACAUUGACCGAGACCGACUCGCGAAAGGUUCUGCCGCUGAUACCGCGGGAUCUGGAGUCAGUAACAAGCGGCGAGCUGAUGGCUGGCAAGAACGCGAUGAAAGCCAACAAGCUCGAAGACGGCGUGGUGGCUUUCAAGAAGGUGCUCGUCCUCCUCAUGGUGAACGCGGUGUCCUCGCAAGCCCAAGCGCAAGAAGCACAAACAGCCAUCAAGCUCGCAGCGCAGUACGUCCUGGCGAUGUCCAUCGAGCUCGAGCGGAGGAAAGCUGUCGGCAAGGAGACAGAUCUCAGCAGUUUCUCCGACGACGUCAAGAAGCGAAGCUUAGAACUGUCGGCAUACUUCACCGUGCCCGGCAUGGAGCCGCAGCACCAGACGCUCGCUCUGUUCUCAGCAAUGAACUUUGCGAACAAGAACAAGCAGCUCGGUAGCGCGCUCGGCUUCGCGAACACUCUCAUCGAGCGCGGCACAAAUGCCAAGUUCAAGGAAACCGCCCGCAAGGUCAAAUCAGUAGCCGAACGCUCCCCCAACGACGCCAUCGACAUCGAAUUCGACACCUUCGGCGAGUUCGACAUCUGCGGCGCCUCGUACACGCCCAUCUACGCGGGCGAAGCGAGCUUCGCGUGUCCGUUCGACGGCAUUAAGUAUCAGACCAAGUACAAAGGCACGGUGUGUCGGGUCUGCGAGGUCUGUGCGGUUGGAGCGCCGAGCAGUGGGUUACGGUUGACGACUUGA
Saxophila tyrrhenica is the source of this 3651-nucleotide messenger RNA. RefSeq lists its product as uncharacterized. The coding region runs from base 1 to 3651 and encodes 1216 amino acids. Gene Ontology annotation, biological process: endoplasmic reticulum to Golgi vesicle-mediated transport; intracellular protein transport; retrograde vesicle-mediated transport, Golgi to endoplasmic reticulum. The transcript has 3 exons. Gene Ontology annotation, cellular component: COPI vesicle coat. Lineage: Eukaryota; Fungi; Ascomycota; Dothideomycetes; Mycosphaerellales; Extremaceae. Gene Ontology annotation, molecular function: protein binding; structural molecule activity. The record is from RefSeq and is a predicted model, not a curated record.